Octodon degus (degu) is the source of this 974-nucleotide messenger RNA. It is a transcript of the gene Bcas2, whose product is annotated as BCAS2, pre-mRNA processing factor. The record is from RefSeq and is a predicted model, not a curated record. NCBI's taxonomy places the organism in Eukaryota, Metazoa, Chordata, Mammalia, Rodentia, Octodontidae. Bases 96 to 773 code for a protein of 225 amino acids. Gene Ontology annotation, cellular component: catalytic step 2 spliceosome; Prp19 complex; precatalytic spliceosome. Gene Ontology annotation, biological process: mRNA processing. The transcript has 7 exons.
GCAGGCGACGUGAUUGCGUCACCGUCGGGCGCUGACGUACGCAGGACUGCCUGCGUUGCGACUCAGCAAUUCUCGCGGAGAGCGUGUCCUCUGCGAUGGCGGGCACGGGUCUGGUGGCCGGAGAGGUGGUAGUGGAUGCGCUGCCGUAUUUUGAUCAAGGCUAUGAGGCGCCGGGCGUGCGGGAAGCGGCUGCGGCGCUGGUGGAGGAGGAGACGCGCAGAUACCGACCCACCAAGAAUUACCUGAGCUACUUGACAGCGCCAGAUUAUUCCGCUUUUGAAACUGACAUAAUGAGAAAUGAAUUCGAAAGAUUGGCUGCAAGACAACCAAUUGAAUUGCUCAGUAUGAAACGAUAUGAGCUUCCAGCCCCUUCCUCAGGUCAGAAAAAUGACAUUACUGCGUGGCAAGAAUGUGUGAACAAUUCUAUGGCCCAGUUAGAACAUCAGGCAGUUCGAAUUGAGAACCUGGAGCUGAUGUCACAGCAUGGAUGUAAUGCCUGGAAGGUGUAUAACGAAAAUCUAGUUCACAUGAUUGAACAUGCACAGAAAGAGCUUCAGAAGUUACGGAAACAUAUUCAAGACUUAAACUGGCAGCGGAAGAACAUGCAGCUCACAGCUGGAUCUAAACUGAGAGAAAUGGAGUCAAAUUGGGUAUCCCUGGUCAGUAAGAAUUAUGAGAUUGAACGGACCAUUGUGCAACUAGAGAAUGAAAUCUAUCAAAUUAGGCAGCAGCAGGGAGAGGCAAACAAAGAAAACAUCCGGCAGGACUUCUGAAAAGACUGGGACAGAAGAGGAAAAGCUGGGCUCCUGCAAGCACAGCCAUUCGCACUGGCCCUGAACCACGAGGACAGCAGCCUCUCACAGACGGCAGUGGGAAAUGUUUAGAAACCGCAACGUAUCACGUCUUACAUGAGUUGUAUCUGUGUGUCUCUGAAAUAAAGACUAUCAGCUUGGUGGUAUUUUUAUAGCUAUAAA